AUGGAGGCUAGAGGUGUUGUAUGCAGUAAAUGUAGGCACCGAUUAUCAAUACCGACAGCGACUUUCACAGAAGUAAAGUGCCCAACUUGCAACAUGAUGAAUCCGAUUCCAACCUAUGAACGAUCCGGUAAUCGGAGUGUCGAAAAGUUAAUUGUUAAGGCAAAGGGAAAGAUAUCAGGCCAUGAUCUCAUUAGUAGGAAAAAACCGGACUCGUUGAAUAAGAAUCCCUCCCCUUUCGACAUUUGGGGGUCAUCAUCGGCGACAAGGCCCGCAGGGAAGCGAGCGCUGCUGAUCGGAGUGACUUACAAAAGUAAGCACAAGCUUAAGGGGACUAUCAAUGAUGUGAAGAGCAUGAGAGAAAUGUUGAUCGCCAAUUUCGGCUUCAAGGAAGGGAACAUUCUGGUUCUUACAGGAACAACAAUGCUUUGUUAUUUGUUGCAAAAUGCAGAACAGGAGACAGAACCAGAACUAAUUCCAACCAAGAAAAACAUCCUGAAAUCCCUGGAAUGGCUCGUGAGGGGAUGCCAGGCAGGUGACUCCCUCGUGUUCUACUUCUCUGGUCAUGGAUUACGUCAACCAGAUUUUGAAGGCGAUGAGCGAGAUGGGCUAAACGAAACUAUUUGUCCGGUGGAUUUCAUGACAGAAGGCAUGAUCGUUGACAAUGAAAUUAAUUCAACCAUUGUUUGGCCCCUCAAAAAAGGUGCCACUCUUCAUGCAAUUGUUGAUGCUUGUCACAGUGGAACUGUCCUUGACCUUGAGUACGUCUUCAAUAGGCAAAAGUAA
Dovyalis caffra is the source of this 783-nucleotide messenger RNA. Lineage: Eukaryota; Viridiplantae; Streptophyta; Magnoliopsida; Malpighiales; Salicaceae. The record is from the annotation of a GenBank genome assembly.